Petromyzon marinus (sea lamprey) is the source of this 6443-nucleotide messenger RNA. RefSeq lists its product as uncharacterized. Gene Ontology annotation, biological process: negative regulation of transcription by RNA polymerase II. The record is from RefSeq and is a predicted model, not a curated record. Gene Ontology annotation, molecular function: transcription corepressor activity. Gene Ontology annotation, cellular component: histone deacetylase complex; chromatin. NCBI's taxonomy places the organism in Eukaryota, Metazoa, Chordata, Hyperoartia, Petromyzontiformes, Petromyzontidae.
GUCCGUGUAAGUGUGGUGUCUGUCCGUGCAAGUGUGGUGUCUGUCCGUGUAAGUGAGCCGUCUUGGCCCGCAUCUCUCGCACCUCUUGAGCCGCAGUCGAUGCGCGCUUAAAGAUCGCCCCCCCUACCCCCUUAGUGUCGCAACUUCAAACAGCGAUUGUUGUGGUGGUGGUUGUUGCUGUUGUUGUUGUGGUGGUGGUUGUUGCUGUUGUUGUGGUGGUUGUUGUUGUUGCUAAAGCCCAUCUCGCCUCGCUGGGCAGCUGCUCAAACGACGACGUCGUCCGUGUCAGUCGCCGUCAGCCCGUCCAGGCCGCUGCGUCUCCUUCUCGACGGCCAUCUCAAGAGAGGAUGGAGUCUGAGGCCACCGAGAUCGCGUCCACACCGCCCAUCCUGGAGGUGGAGCAGGCUCUGGAGGUCCUGUGCCGCGUGAAGCGCCGUUUCUCGCAGGAGCCGGCCAUAUUUUGCUCCUUCCAGGACGCUAUGAGGGCCUUUCACUCUCCCAGCGUGGACCCGUGCGUGGCGCUAGCGCGAGUGGCGUCGGUGCUGGCCGGGCACGCCGACCUCAUCGCUGCGUUUAACUCCUUCCUCCCGCCCUCGUACCGCCCACGUGACCCGGGCCGCACCAAACCAACGAUGGCGACGACGAUAACACGGGACGUGACGGUGAAGCCGAGUCCGGGAGGCGGUGGCGUGCGUCUCAAAGGGAACGGGCGCAGCAGCGGCACGGGAGAGAAAGCAGGCAUGGGCGUCGCAGCAGACGAGAGCGUGGAGUCGGGAGACACGAGGCUGGGAGCGACACAAAGCGGGGACAUGCUGCUGAGCAUCGCAGCCUCCGGCAGUGGUGCAGUAGUUGCAGCUGUGCCUCCUGAUAAAGCCCUGGGUGGUGCAGGCUCACGCAGCGUAGGUGCAGGUCGCCCCGAUGAAGGUAGCACAGGUGUUUGCCGUGAUGGAGGCGGCGGUGCAGCAGUAGGCGGGGAGAGAGGUGGUGGUCUACAUGGGGGAACUGAUGGUGGUGGUAUUGAGUGUGUGAGGGUGGAGGAAAGCAUUCGCACAUCUGUGAAGGCAGGUGGCAGUCUAUGUUGUGGCAGUGAUGGAAGUGAUAGGGUGAGAGCAGAGGAAACCAGUAGCACAUCUGUGGAGAUAGGCGGUACUCUACACAGGAGCAGUGAUGGUAGUGGUAGUGUAUGUGUGAGAGCGGAGCAAACCAGUAGCACACCUGUGGAGGGAGGCAGUACUCUACACAGGAGCAGUGAUGGUAGCGGUAGUGUAUGUGUGAGAGCGGAGGGAAGCAUUAGCACAUCUGUGGAGGGAGGCAGUACUCUACACAGGAGCAGUGAUGGUAGCGGUAGUGUAUGUGUGAGAGCGGAGGGAAGCAUUAGCACACCUGUGGAGGGAGGCAGUACUCUACACAGGAGCAAUGAUGGUAGUGUAUGUGUGAGAGCGGAGGGAAGCAUUAGCACACCUGUGGAGGGAGGCAGUACUCUAUACAGGAGCAGUGAUGCUAGUGGUAGUGUAUGUGUGAGAGCGGAGGGAACCAGUAGCACACCUGUGGAGGAAGGCAGUACUCUACACAGGAGCAAUGAUGCUAGUGGUAGUGUAUGUGUGAGAGCAGAGCAAACCAGUAGCACACCUGUGGAGGGAGGCAGUACUCUACACAGGUGCAGUGAUGGUAGUGGUAGUGUAUGUGUGAGAGCGGAGCAAACCAGUAGCACACCUGUGGAGGGAGGCAGUACUCUACACAGGAGCAGUGAUGGUAGUGGUAGUGUAUGUGUGAGAGCGGAGGGAACCAGUAACACACCUGUGGAGGAAGGCAGUACUCUACACAGGAGCAGUGAUGGUAGCGGUAGUGUAUGUGUGAGAGCGGAGGGAAGCAUUAGCACAUCUGUGGAGGGAGGCGGUACUCUACACAGGAGCAGUGAUGGUAGUGGUAGUGUAUGUGUGAGAGCGGAGGGAAGCAUUAGCACACCUGUGGAGGGAGGCAGUCCUCUACACAGGAGCAGUGAUGGUAGCGGUAGUGUAUGUGUGAGAGCGGAGGGAAGCAUUAGCACACCUGUGGAGGGAGGCAGUACUCUACACAGGAGCAGUGAUGGUAGCGGUAGUGUAUGUGUGAGAGCGGAGGGAAGCAUUAGCACAUCUGUGGAGGGAGGCGGUACUCUACACAAAAGCAGUGAUGGUAGUGGUAGUGUAUGUGUGAGAGCGGAGGAAACCAAUAGCACACCUGUGGAGGGAGGCAGUCCUCUACACAGGAGCAGUGAUGGUAGCGGUAGUGUAUGUGUGAGAGCGGAGCAAACCAGUAGCACACCUGUGGAGGGAGGCAGUACUCUACACAGGAGCAAUGAUGGUAGCGGUAGUGUAUGUGUGAGAGUGGAGCAAACCAGUAGCACAUCUGUGGAGGGAGGCGGUAGUCUACACAGGAGCAGUGAUGGUAGUGGUAGUGUAUGUGUGAGAGCGGAGCAAACCAGUAGCACAUCUGUGGAGGGAGGCGGUAGUCUACACAGGAGCAGUGAUGGUAGCGGUAGUGUAUGUGUGAGAGCGGAGCAAAUCAGUAGCACAUCUGUGGAGGGAGGCGGUAGUCUACAUAGGGGCGGUGAUGGCGGUGGUAGUGUAUGUAUGAGGGCGGAGGGAAGCACUAGCACAUCUGUGGAGGGAGGCGGUACUCUACACAGGAGCAGUGAUGGUAGCGGUAGUGUAUGUAUGAGGGCGGAGGGAAGCAGUAGCGCAUCUGUGGAGGGAGGCGGUAGUCUACACAGGAGCAGUGAUGGUCGUGGUAGUGUAUGUAGGAGGGCGGAGGGAAGCAGUAGCGCAUCUAUGGUUGUAGAGGGAGGUGGUGCUGCGGUUGUGCGCGGGGAGGAGGGAGCUGAUGGUUCCGGCUCGCGUCCCUCCGGGUUCUCAGCGGCAGCGGCGCUGGUGAGCGCGGUGAAGGCGCGAUUCCUCCUCCGCCCGGACGUGUGCCGCCGCUUCCUGCACGUGCUGCACACCCAUCAGAACCAGUGGGAUGCGUCACGUGAGGAGGGUGCGCCAUGUUGCGAUGCGCGUCUCGGUGUGCGUGAGUGCGAUGGGGACGAGGUGCCUGGGGGCGUGCGGGAGACCGUGCCCGAUGGCGAAGGUGAAGGCCUGGGUGAGGUUGAGUGUGCGGGUGGCGGUGGCGACGGCGAUGAGAGCGAGGGUGACCGCGAUGGUGAGUGGGAGGGUGAGCGGUGCGAGGCGCUGUCUCGCCGGGAGGUGUGCGCCCAACUGUGCGAGCUGCUCAAGGGCGAGGAAGACCUCCUCGUUGAGUUAAAGAAGUUUCUGCAAGUUGACCAGGGCUCGGGCUCGCCGGCUGGGGACGCCGGCGACGGCCGCGGUGUGGUUGCCAAGAGGCGAGCGCCAACACCAGGGCCUGAACCAGCGCCGGGGCCAGUUGCCACCAAGCGACCAAGGAUGCCGAGCCUGCGCGACCCGAGUCUGGCAGCUGCCGGGAUGCACGGGACACUGCGCGAGAUCUCCUUCUUCGACCGGGUGCGCUGUGCGCUGCACAGCCCUGAAGUGUAUGAGAAUUUCCUGCGCUGUGUUCAGCUCUUCAACCACAACCACGUGUCUCCCUCGGCACUGCUGGAUAUGGCUCGGCCAUUCCUGGGGAAGUUCCCGGAGCUGCUGGUGGAGCUGCGGAACCUCCUGGAGGACGUGCGGUCGGAGGGUGCGGGUUCGGGCGCGGUGCCGGGUGUUGUUGCCACGGAGACGGGGGCGCGAGGCUGCAGUCGGCGCGUCGGCCCAAGUUACCGGUCCCUGCCGGAGACGUACGAGCAGCCGCGCAGCAGCACGCGCACGGCGCUGUGCCGCGAGGUGCUGAACGACACGUGGGCAUCGUUCCCAUCGUGGUCCGAGGACUCGACGUUCGUGAGCUCCAAGAAGACGCACUUCGAGGAGAGCAUCUACCGCUGCGAGGAUGAGCGCUUCGAGCUGGACGUGGUGCUGGAGACGAACCUGGCGACGGUGCGGGUGCUGGAGAGCGUGCUCAAGCGGCUGGCGCGGCUGCCGGCCGAGGAGCAGGCGCGCUUCCGCCUGGACGAUGCGCUGGGCGGCUCCUCCGAGGUGGUGCACCGCAAGGCGCUGCAGCGCGCGUACGGGGAGCGCGGGGCCACCGACAUCAUCGCCGCGCUCAAGCUCAACCCGGCCGCCACCAUCCCCCACGUGCUCAAGAGGCUGAAGGCGCGCGAGGACGAGUGGCGCGAGGCUCAGCGCGGGUUCACGCGGCUUUGGCGCGAUCAGGGCGAGCGCUUCCAGGUUCGCUCCCUCGACCACCGCGGCAUCACCUUCCGCUCGGCCGACACCAAGGCGCUGCGCACCAAGGCCCUCGUCAACGAGAUCACGGCCCUGCGCGACGAGCGUGUGGAGCAGCAGGGCGGUGUGCGUGUCGGCGCCGUGCGCGGAGGAGCGGCGCUCGCAGGGCCUCACCUGUGCCUGGAGUAUGCCGACCGCUCCGUGCUGCCCGACGCAGCCGCACUCAUCCUGCACCAGGCACGGCACCAGGCCGGUCUGCGAGGCGCGGAGCUGAGACGCGCGGCAAAGAUCCUCCUGUUCCUGCUGCCGGACGUCCUCUUCACGGCCCGCGCGGACGCCUCGCUCAUCCCACAGGAUGACAGUGACGAGGAUGAGGAGGAGGAGGCGGCUGGUGCUGCUGCUGGAGGAAGCGGCAGUGGCGGCAGUGGAGCAGGGGAGGCCGAGGGCGCCGGCAGCGGCGAAGACGGGCGGUGUCGGGAAGAGCGCCGGUGCCGCAUGGUGGAGCGUGGAGAGCGGCCCAUCGGCCUCCGUGAGCGGCCCAGCCCCACCGCGUCCGACGGGGGAGCCGCGCGCGACGCCGGCGAGCAGCGAGGAUCCGGCGGGGAGCAGCGGGGAGCCAACUUGGAGCAGCGAGGGAACGUCCCGGAGCAACGAGGUGCCAGUUCGGAGCAGCGAAGGGCCAGCGGGACCAGCGCGGAGCAGGAGGGAGACUUUGCGACCAGCUCCCUGGAUCAGGCUCGCGAGCUGAGCGCUGUGGACGGCGUGUACACGCUGCUGUUCGCCAACACCAGCUGGUACGUCUUCCUGCGCCUCCACCAGCUGCUGUGCGCCCGCCUGCUCGCCAUCCGCUCCGAGACGAGCACCGCCACGCCCGGCCUCAGCAGGGAGCAGAGGGAAGUGCGGCGGGACGACGCUGACCGAGGCGGCGCCGACAGGGACGGGGCGAGUGCCGGAGACGGCGGCGCCGUCGCCGCCGUCGGCGGCAGCGCCGGGGAGGGGACCCGUCGUUCGUCCGCGGCGGAGCCGGCGGAGCCGUGCGGCCCCGCGUCGACGACGGCCCCGGACGCGCCGGACGGACACUACGGCGUGUUCCUGCGGCACGUGCGCGACCUGGUGGACGGGCAGCUCGAGGCGCCCGAGUACGAGGAGCGGCUGCGCGAGUCCUACGGCGUCACGGCCUACGUGGCCUACAGCAUGGACCGCCUCCUGCAGAACGCCUGCCGCCAGCUUCAGCACAUGGUGUGCGACGAGGCGUGCGCCGGCGUGCUGGCGCUCUACCUUGACGGGUGCCGGGGCGGCGCGAGCGGGGGGGUCCUCGCCUCUCAGGCCGUGCGGGCGCCGCUCGAGGCCUCGUACCAGCGGCAAGCGCGGCGCCUCCUGCCCGACGAGCACUGCUACAAGGUUAUGUUCGUGAAGACCGACGGCUGUGUGCUCAUGACUAUGGAGCUGUUGGAUGUAGAGGAAGAUUCUCCAGUCGACCUGCAGGAAAUACAGAAGUGGAGCGACUACGUGCAGCGCUACGCGGGCUCCGUGGAGACGUCCCCCGUCGUGGCCUCGCGAGCCCCCGUCUUCCUCGGGAGGAACCUGUGGGCGGGUGGGUCACGCCCCCGCCCCCCGCCCGGUGGGAGCCGCGUGGUUUUCUCGGAGGGGCUGCGCUGCUCCUUCCGCCCGCGCUCGUUCCGCAUGCUCUACGUGAUACACUCGGAGGACGUGCUGUACCGGCGCGGCGCGCUGCGUGCCGCCAGGCAGACGCUGACGGCGUGCUCGGAGAGGCGACGCAGAGCGUUCAGAAGGUUUGUGCGGACCUGGCGGGAGAGGAGGGCGAGCCGGGCCGAGGCGGAGGGCGGUCGCGUCGCGUAGCCUCCCGCGUUCCCGUGACCCCCGCCACGUUCCAUUCAACUCCCGCCGACGCCUCCCACGCCGCCCACGCUAUGUAGGCACCACCCACGCCUCGGGUGCCUUCAGUGGGCACCCACACCAUGCGCACCGCUAAUAUUACCCACAAUAUUCAAACCACCCACGCAGCUCAUAAGGUCACGCCACCCGCACUACCAUCAUGCACACCACCCACACCACGGGUGGAGUGUAUGGUCACCGCAUCGCGCGCUUUCAGAUGCGCUUUUGCGGCCGUCUGGAACGCUCUUCCUUCUAAUAUUAGGAAGCCAUUGGGAGCUGGGCACUUGU